Molecule: messenger RNA, 828 nt
Organism: Impatiens glandulifera
Lineage: Eukaryota; Viridiplantae; Streptophyta; Magnoliopsida; Ericales; Balsaminaceae
Exons: 2
Coding region: 1-828 (275 amino acids)
Source: RefSeq, a predicted model, not a curated record
AUGGCCAUUGUCCGCGGUGACAAGGUAGAUUGGGGAGCCGUCAUCUUCGAAGAAUUCUGUGAGAUGGUGAUUCAGAAGGAUGGCCGGGUUCAGGCCUUCGCAAUGCAGAUUGUCAAGAUUCUCAAGUUUCUCAAGUUAGAUCUUGGUGAAGGUGAACCGCUCCCACCUAACAAUAUUCUCAACUCCGAGUCGAUGAUUGAAAAGCCCGAUAAAGCGGUUAAUCCGAAGUCUUCCAGAACGAAGUCUUCCAAGGGAACCAGUUCUUCCGCUCCGGCUGAAGAAUGUUCAAAACAAAAGAAACCGAAGAGAAAGGCGGUUGAAACCGAAGCCGCACAAGAAACGAAGGGGAGGAAGAAGUCUUCCGCAAAGAAGAGCUCCAGCAAGCCGGCGGACUCCGAGAAAACCCUUUCCUCGGAUAAUCCACCAGAGAGAACCGGAGACGUUUUUCAACCCAUCCCCAUUAACACCGUUCAUCCUAUUCCUGUUCACUCUCACUCACCAAGGCAAACCGAACCCUCGGGAAGCCACAAAACCGAGUCAGCAUCAAAGGAGGAAGUAGAGGUUAGUAUCAACUCUGAAAACUCCAAGUCCCCAAGCAAAAGGAUCGAAGAGGAGGGUAGCUCUAAAGAACAGGAACCAUCUAGUUCCGCAGGGAACAAGUCAGCUCCAGAUGUCACAACAAACCAAUCGGCUCAAGAUGGGACAACCGAUUCGGCAUUCAUACCUGAAGGGUCAGUUCAAGUUACCAAAGGAAAAGAGGUCCUUGUUGAAAAUUCGACGGUGACGGGAAAAGGUACUCUACAAACCGGCCCCAACCAGAAAUCUUAA